AAGCUAAUUAUGAGCGGAGGCAGCUUUUCCAUCCCUGCACUUCUUACCAUCUCUUCAUUCAGUCCUGCAGGUCGUGAUGAGGACAACAAGCAACCAGCCAUAACAAGACAAGAGCAGCCACUACCAUUAUCACUGGGAAACCUGCGGGUUAAUUUGGUCUCUACAAACGAACAGGAUGUCUAAUAACAUGGCAAAAAUUGCAGAUGCACGAAAAACAGUGGAGCAGUUGAAAUUGGAGGUUAAUAUUGAUCGGAUGAUGGUCUCUAAAGCAGCAGCUGAACUGAUGGCUUACUGUGAAUCUCAUGCAAAGGAAGACCCGCUGGUGACCCCCGUCCCAUCCUCAGAAAACCCCUUCAGAGAGAAAAAGAUAUUCUGCACAGUUUUGUAAUUGUUAUUUGUAGAUCACAAGGUUCAUUGUAUUAUUUUCUAGGAUAUUCCAGAGACCCUAAGCCAAAUUUAAGUCACUUAAUAACCCUCUGGUGCUGUUUGGUCAUUUGCAACCAAAAAUAUUCACAUUUUAUGUUUAUUUUGAAUAACAAUGCACCUGAUUCCAAAGCUUAAAUUGUCCUGAAGUAAUAGUACAUUUUAGAGUGUAAAACAUGCUUUGGAAAAUAAAAAAUUUAUUUCUUUUAAAUUAUAAUUACAAUAACAUUAAAGCAAUUAUUAAAAGCAAUAAUCUGACAAGUGUCUUUAUUUAAAAGAUAUCAAACUUAAGUUUGUUUUCCAAAGCAUUGAUGUUUACAAAAAUAUAUAAUAAACAAAUCAAACAAAUACAAUUUGUUGCAUUUUCUUUACUUAACAGUAAUUUACAAAAUAUCAAAUUUAAAAAAAUUAUAAUCGUAUGGGAAUAACUGAAAAAUGCUACUCAAUAUUUCAAUAAGAUGGGUUUUUACUUUUUAAAAACAGUAAUUUGCAAAGUGUCUUAAUUUAAAAAAACAAGUCAGUAAGCUCCAAGGCAUUCAAGAUUUAUGAAUAAAUGAAUAAAAACAUUUUUAAAGGCUACAUUUCAAGUUACAAAGACUGAACCCAUUCAUUUUAUUGAAAAAAUGUUGAGGGUUUCACACUCCAUAUCUGUGUGUUGAACUGUAAUUUUAGGUAUAUUUGUGCUUCAGAAUUUUCAUCCAUCCAGGUCUUCCAUCCAUUCUUUUUGAAUAAGUUUUUCCCUCUUGAUGGCGCUAUAGUUUUAAAACGUCUGUCAAUCUUUAGUCACCCAUACAUCUGAAUGUUCGAUGAGGUUGUUUAGCCUGCAGAACAGCAAUAAAACGAGAGAGAGCAAAGUUCA
Molecule: messenger RNA, 1282 nt
Organism: Danio rerio (zebrafish)
Lineage: Eukaryota; Metazoa; Chordata; Actinopteri; Cypriniformes; Danionidae
Gene: gng8
Product: guanine nucleotide binding protein (G protein), gamma 8
Biological process (GO): G protein-coupled receptor signaling pathway
Cellular component (GO): heterotrimeric G-protein complex; plasma membrane
Molecular function (GO): G-protein beta-subunit binding
Source: RefSeq, marked validated